CUCGCAUGUACAGUUUGACAUUUCACUUGAUUGUUGCUGAGGAGAGCAUCUCGUGUGUACAGUUUGACAUUUCACUUGAUUGUUGCUGAGGAGAGCCUCUCUUGAGUAACUUUUAUGAUUGACAGCUCUCAACUUUCAGCACGAGCGUCAAACAUUCCCGCCACCUCAGGAAGAAAUCAGGUGGCAAGUAAUUUUUAAUCUUGGUAAGGUCAUCCAUCAUUAGCUUUGCAACAUUUUACAGGGUUGUGAAGUUAGUGAAAGAAGCAACCUCAUUCUGUAGAUGUUGAUAACAUAUUUCAGGAGCUAUAGCUGACGUUGGGUAGCUAACAGAUCGUUUGCUGACAUCACAAGAAAUGUUAUUUCCUCUGUCCCAUUUAUUAACUGGUAGCUUAUAACGUUAGCUAGCAGCUAGUUCGCUGAAACAAAACAAAAAACAUCUAGUUCAAGAGCUAACGUUACUAGUAGCUAACUACAUUGCGCUAAUCAAGAUGAAAGCCGCCGAGGAUCAAGUUGUGGAGGAUGAGGCCGGAUAUCAAGAUGAUGAGGAGUCAUUUUUCCAAGACAUAGACACCCUACAGAAGCAUGGAAUUAACAUGGCAGAUUUAAAGAAGCUGAAGUCUGUGGGUAUCUGCACAGUAAAGGGGAUCCAGAUGACCACACGCAGAGCCCUGUGUAACAUCAAGGGCCUUUCAGAAGCAAAGGUGGACAAGAUCAAAGAGGCUGCUGGGAAAAUUCUGACCAAUGGUUUCCUGACAGCAUUUGAAUAUAGUGCGAAGAGGAAACAAGUGUUCCACGUCAUGACUGGAAGCCUGGAGUUUGAUAAACUACUUGGGGGAGGUAUGGAGAGCAUGGCAAUCACUGAGGCAUUUGGAGAGUUUCGGACAGGCAAGACUCAGCUCUCUCAUACACUAUGUGUCACAGCCCAACUUCCUGGAGAGGAUGGCUACACAGGAGGAAAAGUCAUCUUCAUCGACACAGAGAACACCUUUCGUCCAGACAGACUGAAGGACAUAGCAGACAGGUUCAAUGUUGACCAUGAUGCUGUGCUGGACAAUGUGUUAUACGCCCGAGCCUACACCAGUGAACACCAGAUGGAGCUGUUGGAUUUUGUGGCAGCCAAAUUCCACGAGGAGGGUGGCGUCUUCAAACUUCUGAUCAUAGACUCCAUCAUGGCUCUGUUCCGGGUAGAUUUCUCUGGCCGAGGGGAGCUGGCAGAGAGACAACAGAAGCUGGCCCAGAUGCUCUCCCGUCUGCAGAAGAUCUCUGAAGAGUACAACGUUGCAGUGUUUGUCACCAACCAGAUGACUGCAGACCCUGGAGCUGGGAUGACGUUCCAAGCUGAUCCCAAGAAGCCGAUUGGAGGGCACAUCCUGGCGCAUGCGUCCACCACACGAAUCAGCUUGAGGAAAGGACGCGGAGAGUUGAGAAUUGCCAAGAUAUUUGACAGUCCUGAUAUGCCUGAGAACGAGGCCACUUUCGCCAUCACUCCAGGGGGAAUUGCUGAUGCCAAAGAGUGAAAGACCCUCAUGGAUUUACCAGUAGAGGAGAGGAAGCACAUACAGUUCUACACAGUUUUUAGAAGAUCGUAAUUUUUUGAAAUCUGAUGAAGACUAUUUGUACUAUUUGGUGUUUAUAUGUACAGUGCCUUCAGAAAGUAUUUAUACCCCUAGACCUUUCCCAAAUUUUGUUGUGUUACAAAUUGUGAUUAAAAUAGAUUUAAUUGACAUUUGUUUUUGUUAACGAUCUACACAAAAUACACUGUAAUGUCAAAGUGGAAGAAAAAUUGUAACAUUUGUAAAAAAAAUAAUAUAUAUAUAUAUAUGAAAAAUAAAGACUAAUAUACUUUA
Messenger RNA from Oncorhynchus keta (chum salmon), 1847 nucleotides. RefSeq names its product DNA meiotic recombinase 1 (gene dmc1). Gene Ontology annotation, cellular component: nucleus; condensed nuclear chromosome. Gene Ontology annotation, molecular function: DNA strand exchange activity; double-stranded DNA binding; ATP hydrolysis activity. Lineage: Eukaryota; Metazoa; Chordata; Actinopteri; Salmoniformes; Salmonidae. The transcript has 13 exons. Gene Ontology annotation, biological process: DNA strand invasion; mitotic recombination; chromosome organization involved in meiotic cell cycle. The coding region runs from base 489 to 1517 and encodes 342 amino acids. The record is from RefSeq and is a predicted model, not a curated record.